AGGAGCAACUGCGGCGCGGGGACAGAACCAAUUUUUCUCUCGCUGUCUGCCUCUGGUGGAAUCUUACCAGGUAUGCUACAGCCCAGGCUACUAGCGCCCAUCCGGGUGCUAGAACGAGUAUUCACGGCACCGUCCAUCCGCUCCUCAUCACAACAUCUCUAUCAAUCCUCACUACCGGUUCAACGAACAUUACUAUCGUCACCCAUUUUAAAAAAUAACCCAACACCUAUAUCCAGUCGAUUCCUUUCCUUUUCUCAAGUCCGACACGCCUCCCACGCAACACAGGGAGCCGCGAACCAACAUUCCCGUGACCCCCCAGGGAAACGUCUCGGCGCGAAACGAACAGGCGGAGAAUAUGUCGUCCCAGGCUGCAUUAUUUUUAGGCAGCGCGGAUCGAAGUGGUACCCCGGUGAGAACUGUGCAAUGGGAAGGGACCAUACCAUCUACGCUACCGAAGCAGGGUAUGUGAGGUACUACCUCGAUCCCGAGAGACAUCCGGAUAAGAAGUAUAUCGGGGUCUGCUUUGAAAAGGACGGCGUGUUGCCUACACCGCGUAAUGCUCCGAGAAAGAGGCGAUUGAAUAGAGUCGCGGUUCCAAGAAUUACGGCUGGAGAGCCGGUAACAGCAGAUGGUACUGACCCUGAGGGCAGUGAAAGUGCCACGACGGGUCCAAAGCUGAGACCGGGAUAUAUGUAUCGUGAGUCGAACUGGGAAAUUGGACGCGCAGCAGAUCGGGCUGGUAUUACUGUUCCAGAAUACAAUCGGAAGAACCGUUGGCUCGCUUGGCGGAAGAGGCAGGCUCGUGCUGAACGGGCUGCCCAGAUGAAGAGUAUCAAGGGCAAGAAGAAGGCUUCAAAAAAGAGCAAGGGUCGUGGUUAGUUUCUUGUAUCCGUGCUUUGGUCGUGUCCUAUGAGAUUCAUGGGUUAUGUGUAUAAUAUUCAACAGUCAGCAAGUAUUUUCGAGUCUCAUGUUGUACAAUGAACUGUGAGACUACUUCUUCGUUUAGCCAUGUUUUUUAUCCCUCUCUGUUCCCUAAGAACUUACAUAAUAAGACACUAGAUAUUUG
Messenger RNA from Monascus purpureus, 1066 nucleotides. Lineage: Eukaryota; Fungi; Ascomycota; Eurotiomycetes; Eurotiales; Aspergillaceae. The record is from the annotation of a GenBank genome assembly.